Molecule: messenger RNA, 450 nt
Organism: Vanderwaltozyma polyspora DSM 70294
Lineage: Eukaryota; Fungi; Ascomycota; Saccharomycetes; Saccharomycetales; Saccharomycetaceae
Product: AGL178W family transposase
Exons: 1
Source: RefSeq, a predicted model, not a curated record
AUGCCAAGGGCAACACCAACUAAAUCAAGACUUUCCGAGACAAAAAUUGGAGGUUCAAUUCCCCCAGAAGAAAAGUUCACUGGAACAGAGGAUGCAGCUAAGUUACACGUUUUCAUCACAAAUAUGGGAAUGAGGAUGGACACGAGACAACUUGACACUGAUGCAGAAAAAAUAGCAUUCUUGUGCGACAGAUUAUACGGUACUGCUGGGGUAUGGGCAGCACAAUGCUACCGCAAUUCACCAGGUUGCACAUAUGAAUCUUUCAAGACAAAAUUUGUUGAACAUUAUGCACAUAAAAUUGACCAUCAUAAGAUUAUCAAUCAACUACUAAACAUGAAAGAAGAUACAUUAGGAUUGGAGGACUAUAAUCUUAAAUUCACAGAAUAUGCAGCUCUGUUUCCUCCAUCUAUGACAAUUGACAAAUUUUUAGUUAGUAUCUAUCUUCGAGGU